CUUUGACUGCGCUUAAAGCAGAAAAUUUCAGAGGCUCGCUGAUCCAAUCUCUUGUUUAGCGAUUUCUAGUGCUCGUUAUUUGACUGCAGCAUCAAAUGGAGACGCAAGCCAAAUCCCUACAGCAGGUGGACUUAAGCCAUUCCAGUAAGGAUGGACUAUCCCCUGCAGUAGAUUUAGAGGCAGCUCUGAAGGAUUCCUCCGCUGCCCUUGAUCUGUUCCUGAACAACAGGUUUGCGGAUGCGCUGGCUCUUUUAAGACCCUGGAAGGAUCAGAGCAUGUACCAUGCAACGGGCUACAGCAGCAUCUUGGUGAUGCAGGCAGGUAUGACCUUUGAGCCAAAGGACAUGGAUGCUGCGAUGACGUCGCUGGGAGAGUCUCUGCAGACCUGCCAGAGAUUUCGGAAGAAAACUGGAAUAGUGGAGAGCUUGACCAACCUGUGGUACAGACAACCAGUUGAAAAUCUGACAGAAGAAGAGAUGCAUGCAGAACUGUGCUAUGCUGAGGUGUUGCUGCAGAAAGCUGCUCUCACCUUCCUGGAUGAAAGUAUCAUCAGCUUCAUCAAAGGAGGGAUGAGAAUCCGAAACAGUUAUCAGAUUUUCAAGAAUUGUCAGAUGAUGGAAAUUGCCACGAAAGAGGGGGGCAGUCAGAAGAGCACACACGUUCACUUCAGGGGCGGGGUCAGCAUGGGCAUCGGAUCAUUUAAUCUGAUGUUGUCCCUGCUUCCGGCCAGAGUCCUCAGACUGAUGGAGUUUCUGGGUUUCUCUGGAGACAGGGAAGUGGGUUUGUCAGAGCUGAGGGAGGGAGCAGCCAGCAGCAGCCUGCGCUCCAUCCUCAGCACCCUGACUCUGCUGAUGUAUCACCUCUACAUCACUGUGAUACUGGGUAUUGGUGAUGGAAACCUCACUGAGGCUGAAACUCUGCUGGAACCCUACAAGCAAAAGUUCCCUAAUGGAGCCCUCAUUCUGUUCUACACUGCAAGAAUUGCUGUGCUCAAAGGGAACUUCACCUUUGCCCAGGAGAAGUUCCUGGCAUGUAUCGCCUCUCAGGAAGAGUGGCGUCAGAUUCACCACCUGUGUUACUGGGAGCUGAUGUGGGCCUACUCCUUCGAGCAAAAUUGGAGAGAAGCUUAUCGAUACGCCGACCUGCUGUGCAAGGAGAGCAAGUGGUCCCAGGCCAUCUAUGUAUAUCAGAAAGCUGCCAUCUUGAGCAUGCUCCCAGAGGAAGAAGUGACUAAACUCAGAGAAAAUGUUGUAGAAUUAUUCAGACAGGUGGAUGGUCUCAAACUGAGAAUUGCUGGGAAGUCAAUUCCAACGGAGAAGUUUGCAGCAAAGAAGGCUCAGAGAUAUUCUUCCUCGAACCCUGUCAAACUUGUCGUCCCGGCACUGGAAAUGAUGUACGUGUGGAAUGGCUUCACAGUGGUCGGCAAAAGACCGAGGUUGAUGGAAGGCAUCUUGUCAACUUUGGAGAAAGCAGAGGAGCAGCUCCAAGAGGAUCCAAACCCAUCAGAGUAUCACCUGGAUGACCAGUGUGUUGUCCAGCUGCUGAAGGGUUUGUGUCUAAGAGAGCUGGGGCAUCUGGUUCAGGCUGAGAUCUGCUUCAAUCACGUCAUUUCCAGUGAAAGUAAUAUAAAGCAUGACAACUAUCUGGUGCCAUUCACCAUGUAUGAGCUGGGCCUUUUGUACAAGCAGAAAGGUGACAUCAGCAAGGCCAUCACCGUGAUUGAAAAUGCCAAGACAAACUACAAAGACUACAACAUGGAGUCAAGGCUCCACUUCCGCAUCCAUGCAGCUCUCAACACCAUGGGCUCCUUUGCAGCCAAACUUCCUCCUUCACGUACGCCGGCUUAAAACUUGACAGAAAAGAGAGUCGAACCCGACACAAAGUCCCUUGACAGAAUUACCGAAGUAGCCUCGGCCGGCUACUACGAAUACUCCGUACUGUACAGCUGGUUGGAACCAGGAUGAUAUAAAUGUAAAGUGAGAAUGUUGUGGAUGAAGAGUUAAGCAGGACUUACGUUAGAUGCAUGAAAGAAGAAGAAAGAAUAUCCUGGAACUUAUUGUACUCAACAUGUUUUCUUCCUUGAAGUCUCUGAAAUAUCAAGCUUCAGACAGCCUGACCUGCCUCGCUUGCUGUAAUCAAUGAGAUUUAAACAUUUCAAUAUAUUAAAGAUGUUGUUUGUAUAGA
Molecule: messenger RNA, 2184 nt
Organism: Amphiprion ocellaris (clown anemonefish)
Lineage: Eukaryota; Metazoa; Chordata; Actinopteri; Pomacentridae
Product: tetratricopeptide repeat protein 39B
Exons: 18
Coding region: 96-1847 (583 amino acids)
Molecular function (GO): protein binding
Source: RefSeq, a predicted model, not a curated record